UUGAAUGGGAAGAUGGUCUUUUGGCUAAGGUUUAAUUUUUUAAUAAUUGGUAGUGCCCGGCAAAAUCAUUUUUUGGGUCCGGGCCAGUAUUUUGGGUCUAAAUUCAAGCUGGGCCGAAUCCGGCCUGGAUUUCUAUUGGGUAAAUCCGGUCCGGAAAAAUCCGGAGACAACGAAAAAAUACCCGAUUUCCUCUAUUUUUACCCUUUGUGCAGUUUCCCCCACCAGUGCAGUUUCCCUCCCACCAUAUUUUUUAAAUACCAUAAUAGUCAGGCCCCCGGAUCUGUUCAGUCGCCUGAUAUUAAUCGACACUCAAUUUUUCUUUUUUUUAAGUUCUCCUACAUCUGGCUAAGGGAUAAUGCACGUAGACGUCCAAGCCUCAUUCAUUUGGAUCUGAAUACUCGCCCAGAAGAAAUUAAAUGUUCAAAAGAAGCAUUAGAAGUUCAAUGGCCGCCGUUUGUUGCCUCAAAAUAUACUUCUUCAUUUCUUCGUCAAAAUGCUUUUAAUCAAAAUGAUCGUCUAAAUAAAAUUUCUGAUCUACUUAAAGACACUUCAACAACUGUAUCCUCAUCCUCAACACCAACAGAAAAACAAAGUCACUCAAUUUUGGACCCUUCUAAAAUGGAUUCGUUAGAUGAGAGCAUGGCAUUGGGAACGUGUUAUUGGGAGGAUUAUGCACAAGAACCGGGAACUGUUUGGCCCCAUCUUUCACACGUCCCCUCAAUUGUAACCAUUGAAACAAUGAAUGGUCCAGCACAAAUUUCAAUUGUAAAUACUUGUAAAACAUUGUCACAACUACGAGAACACUCACCAGAAGAAUUUGAAUUUUUGGCUAAUUCAAUUUUGGAAUACAACGGAGGAGGAUUAUAUCGUUCAAGGCAUCCAAUUUGUUCUGUUGAUGAAGAUGGAAAUAUUCAAUCGGGUGUUUUCAACAAUGCAGCUCGUUCCAGUACAAUUACAGUGAAAUCAUUGGACAGGCUAUACGAAUCCCUUCAAAAAUUUGGCCGUGUAUGCGCUGAGAAUACACAAAUAAUAACUUUAAUGCCUGGCCAGCGUCUUUUAUUUAACAAUAAAGAAGGAAUGUUGGGAGCACCUGCACAGAGAGGACGUCUUUUAAUGCUCAAAUGUUUUUCAUGA
Meloidogyne enterolobii is the source of this 1134-nucleotide messenger RNA. The record is from the annotation of a GenBank genome assembly. NCBI's taxonomy places the organism in Eukaryota, Metazoa, Nematoda, Chromadorea, Rhabditida, Meloidogynidae.